GCCAACAGGCUGACUGAAGACCGAAGGCCCUGGAGGACCGAGGGUCCUGGAGGACCGCGGACCUGGAGGACCGAAGGCCCUGGAGGACCGAAGGUCCUGGAGGACCGGGGACCUGGAGGACUGAAGGACCUGGAGGACCGAAGGCCCUGGAGGACCGAAGGCCCUGGAGGACCGGGGACCCGGAGCUGGAUGCCCCGAAGUGGUGAAGCUGGAGAAAAGGGCUUGGUGAACUCUCUGCACUCGUCAUCUGGUACUGUCUGAUUCCAGAUGUGGUCUCUGAUUGACCCACAUGCGGCGGAUCUCCUCCGGACAGGAGGACUCGGACCCGGACUCGGACCCGGACUCGGACUCCAGCAGCCUCCCCUCCACCGCCUGUCUGAACAGUGACACUGAAGCGGUGGAACACUCCGACACACAGUUCAAACGGAGCAGAACCCCAGUCAGGUCUGACGGUCUUCCCUGGACCGGCUCGUCUUCUGGACCCGGACCUCAGGAAACCGAUGAAGUGAUUCAGUCGUAAAUCCGCAGCAACCAGCGGAAUGAUGAACCUGAACCUCCUCCUGCUGGAUUCCACUGGAUUCCACUGGAUCCCACUGGAUCCUGCUCUCAGACCAGGGACUGGACAUUCCUGAGCUCUGGGGUUCAGGUCCUCGGAGUGACGGGGCGCUGGGCUCUGCAGGGUCUGGUUCUCCAGAGGCGUUCCUCGCAGAACGCUGCAGCUGCUGCAUGAUGGGAAGAUCUGAUGGAACUCAGACGUCCGCCCCGAGGAGAGCAGCCGAACCUCUGCCGAUCAACGUGAUCCUACAGAGCUGAAGAUGGUCUGACGGCAGAAGGACCUGAGCGCUGCAGGGUCCACCAGAAGACAGAAGACAACAAGAUGUCGGUGAAGCUGCGAUUCAGCUCCACCCCUGACGGAGGUUUGCUGCAGCGGAGCCGCUCCUUCACCGGCUUCGGCUCGCUCUCAGGAACUCGCUCGCCCUCUGCUCGUAACUCCCUCCGCGCCAAGGCCAUGGCAGGAGGAAAAUCUCCCAGAAUGCACCUGUCCCCCCGCCGGGGCUCCGGGCUGACGUGGUCUCUGCAGCCGGACCAGGUGGACCAGGUCUUCCAGGCUCUGCGUCGAGGACUCAGGGAACAUCUGGAGGGGCACCAGGCCGAGAUGGACUUCCUGUCGUCACAGCAGAGAGAGAGCAAGAGGAACUCCAGACUGGCUUUCCUCUACGACCUGGAGAAGGAGAUCCGAGCGCUGGAGAGAUUCAUCCGGCGGCUGGAGUUCCAGAUCAGUAAGGUGGAGGAGCUGUACGAGUCGUACUGUAUCCAGCGGCGGUUGAGUCAGGGAGCCGUCAACAUGAAGAGAGCCUUCAGUCUGUCUCCGUCCAGCCGGGCGUCCCGGGAGAGCCUGCUGGAGCUGAACCGCAACCACCGGCACAGCCUGCAGGACAUGUCCACCAUGGAGGAAGAGCUGGAGGUCCUCCUCGGAGAGCUGCACAUCAAAAUGAAGGGUCUGAUCGGCUUCGCUCGGCUCUGCCCCGGAGACCAGUACGAGGUGGUGGUGCGUCUGGGCCGGCAGCGCUGGCGGAUCCGGGGCAGGAUCGAGUCGGACGACUCCCAGUCGUGGGACCAGGAGGACAUGGUCUUCCUGCCUCACAUCCACCACAACUUCGAGAUCAAGGUGACGGAGGCCAAGGGCCUGGGCUGGCUGCUGGUCGGUGCCGUGACGUGCGCCAGCGCCGACUUCUUCGCCGUGAAGCCGCGGCUCAUGCUGGUGGACGUGACGGAGCUGGGCACCAUCAAGCUGCAGCUGGAGGUCAGCUGGAGCCCGUUGGACAGUGUCCCCCAGCCCAGGCCUCUGUCCGUCUCCAGCAGGAAGAGUUCGGUCUACAGCUGGACGGCGCCGAACACGCCGUCCUUCAGUGAGAAGUACUUCAUGUCGAUGGUCCGGCAGCUGCAGGACGAGGACGGCUCGCUCCCGUCCCUGCUGUCCCCGGGUCGCCGGGCCAGAGGUGGGGUGUCUCUGCUCAGCUACCUGUCCCACCCGUCCCACGGCUCUGCCGGGCCGCAGAGCCUCCGCCCGGCCAGCCUGCAGGGGGCGCACGGCGACCCGUCCAGCCCCAGUCCGGGGGCCAGCCAGACCCAGCUGUCCCUAGGGGGACAGGAGCAGUGGGGAGCCGUGUUCGAUUCUCCGUCCUCCUCAGAGGACAGUGGGACUCUGGAGAGGUGCAGCACUCCAGACCUCCUGAGGAAGAGCCCGGGUGGAGGAGCAGAGCCGGAGGCGGGCCGGUUGGAGGCGGGCCGGGCGGAGGCGGGCCGGGCGGAGGCGGGCCGGGCGGAGCAGGUGCAGAACUCCUCAGGUUCUGGGCUGAGUCCUGUCUCGCCGUCCGAUCAUCCCCCAGUGGCGUCCCCUUCGUCGUCCCCGUCCUCGACCGCUGCCCCGUCGGCGGGGAGGAGGUCAGAGCCAGGCAGAGCUCGGGGCAGAGCUGGGGGCGGAGCUGGGGGCGGAGCUCUGGCCCUCCGGCUGGGAGCCCUGAUGGCCGAGGUGGAGAAAGGCCUGCGGGACCAGGACUGCUGGGACCGGCGGCUCCGGGCCCUGGACCACCAGAUCCUUCACCUGGGAACCAUCCUGAAGAACGACCUGUCCCUGAUGAGGAGCCGGGUGGAGGAGGAGGAGGUGGAGGAGAGCCUGGAGGUGGAGCAGGUCCUGGAGAGCUUCGACUUCCUGUCGCAGGACUUCCCCGUGGACGAGGACGCGUCUCGUUCCGGCAGCUGGACGCUGCAGGACAGCGGCAUCGGCUCUGUCCGGCGGAGCGGCCCGAGGAACCCGGGCCGGACGCCAUCACAAGACCCGCUGCCCUUCGCCCCGUUGACUUCUGGGAACUGGAGUCUGGACCAAGCUCUGGAGACCCAUCUGGACCUCUGCUGCAUCUUGCUCCAGACGCUGAGAACCAGCACCUUUGAGGCGUCCAGGACGAAGCUGCUGGACGAAGUGUCCCUCCAGGCGGACGUUCUGGACCGGGUCAGCGCUCUGUUGCUGGAGGACAGCCGCGGCGUCUCAGCAGGAGACGUUCUCCGCAGCGCGCAGACCGGCCGGGACCUUCUGCUGUUCUGGGACGAGUGCGGCGGCGGCGGCGGUGGCGUCCGAGGCGGCGGUGGCGGCAGCGGCGCCUCGCCGUUCUGCUGCUCCGCCGACACGUUCUGCAGGACCCUGAAGAGGAGGUACACCCACAGGGUGAAGGCCAGGCAGCCGGGACAGGCGGACAAAGUGUUCUCCCAGCUGCUGCAGCAGGUCCAGGCCCCCUGCAGGGUGGUGCCCGCCCCCCGGCCAGUCUGCAGCCCGGACAGGGUCUCCGUCUUCCAGCUGUGGGUCUAUCUGAGGCGCUGGAGCGUCCAGGAGCUCGGGCAACACAUCCAGCGCCUGUCCAGAGAAGAGUACAUCCUGUCGGCCCUCAGGGGCCCCAAACGGAGGCGGGCUCUCAGCAAGCUGCGGGGGAGGAGCCUGGCGGAGCUCCUCCCCCUCGGCUCCACCCUGCAGACGCUGGCCGGCCUGCUGACCGACUCCAACCUCAACGUCUGCAGAGCGGCGGCCGGCUGUCUGCGCAGAGCGGCCGGCUGCAAGGCCCUCCGGAGCCAGGCUCUGGUUUUCUACACGGAGGGUUUGAGGAGUUCUGAUGUUCUGGUCCAGCAGGGAUCCUGUUUGGCUCUGAAGUGCUUGAAGGCGGUGGAGAGCGUGGACCACAUUGCAGACUUAUGGAGGGAAGAAGGGGUACCAGGCCUUCCAGAGGAUGGACCAGCUGUACAGCGACUUGGAGGAGGAGGCCUACCAGAACCAGGAGACCCAGACCACCAUCCUGUAGACCCGCUGCUGGAGGCCUACCAGAACCAGAACCAGGAGACCCAGAUCACCAUCCUUUAGACCCGCUGCUGGAGGCCUACCAGAUCCAGGAGAUGGGGAUCCUGGAAGAUUCGGGUCCUGAGGUGAAGACCUGAUUCCUGGAGGCUAAUCAGAACCAGAACCAGGAGAAGGAGACCCUGGUCCUGACAUGACACCUGCUGCCUGAGCGGACUCAGCCUGGGGUCUGGACGGUUCCGUCCCGGUUCUCUGGGACUCCCUGGAUUCAGACCGGGGUCCCGGUGGGUUUUAUUUCGGGGGCUUUGGAUCCGACAGGGUUCCGGGUCAUGUGGGCGGGUUCUGCGUGGCAGAGAACUGUGUGGUUCUCCUGGCGUCACUGUGUGGAACUCGGACCGUUCCAGCCUGGUUCCAGUUCGGUCCAGAAUGCUGGACUCAAUAAAAACCCUGAAGAUCCUCCAUCGGUCCGUCAUUCAGCCAGAACCCAACAGAACCCAGGUUCUACUGGGUUCCAGGUUCCACUGGGUUCCACCGGACUUCACCUGAUCAGUCUGAUAGUCUUCCUUUUGAAGGAAACUUUCUGCUUUUCAAGACUCAGAAGGUCUGAACUUAAAGUUAAAGAUGACAAAUGAGAGGAACCCUGUAAUCUGGAUCCAGAACCUGAACCAGGACUCUGGAACUCUGUAAUCUGGAUCCAGAACCUGAACCAGGACUCUGGAACUCUGUAAUCUGGAUCCAGAAGCUGAACCAGGGCUCUGGAACCCAAACAGGAGAGGUUCUGGUCUGGUGUGGAUCCAGAGGCUGGUUCCAGAUCAGUCCUUGGGGUUCCCGGUCCAGCGCCUCUUCCAGAGACGGCAGCUGCUUUUGGGUUUGUUUUGAUUCAUUUUCCGUUUUUCUGUUUGUUUCUUUCUUCCUUUCUAUUUUUUCUUCUAUUCCACUUUUUCCUUUUAUUGUUUUUAAUAUUUCAUUUUUCUCUUUUCCUGAGUAAAGCUGCGCUGACAGUUUCAA
Messenger RNA from Salarias fasciatus (jewelled blenny), 4849 nucleotides. RefSeq names its product RIPOR family member 3-like. NCBI's taxonomy places the organism in Eukaryota, Metazoa, Chordata, Actinopteri, Blenniiformes, Blenniidae. The transcript has 26 exons. The coding region runs from base 878 to 3907 and encodes 1009 amino acids. The record is from RefSeq and is a predicted model, not a curated record.